CAAUGCCAGUUUUCCCGGUUUCCGCAGCUUUCAGCAGUCUAGCGUGCCCAGGCGUGCCUUAGUGCCUUCGUAAUCGCGCUGUUGGGACAAUCGACGCGCUGUCUGCUCGCGUGCCGUUAACCGUUAUUUUCUGGUCAUCGGCAUUUGUGUUGUGCAACGGAGUGCAACUAUCGCUCGCACUGCCCUUGAAGCACGCACGUGUCCAUGAAGAAGGCGUGUGCGUAUAUUUAUGCUGUCGGCUUAUGACUUGCGCGGAUGGAAAAUAGCUGCACUGGUUGUUUGUCGAUAAGGCGCGUGCUCUUUCCUGUCUCCAGGUGACAGUCGGCGCGGCUUUUGUGACAACUGAGGGCGUGGGCUCUACACAAGUUGCGUCUUCGCCUAGUCCGACUCGAUCAAGAACUUCGACGAUGUCGCAAUUUUCUGCAAAGCGUUACGGCACUGCUGGACAUCCUUCGGAGGACGUCGUGAUCGAGCUGGAGCGGUUGUGGAGGCCCAUCUUCGAUAAGUACGAUCGUGACCACGACGGCGAAAUUCCUCUCGAGGAUAUCCUGCAGCUGUUGCACGAAAAAAAUGAGGAGCUCCAGCACGACAUUCCUCCGAGCGUGCUCGAGGAAAUUGUCGAGAGAGCCGACUGGGAUUCCAACAGAAAACUCUCGUAUGCGGAAUUCAAAAGAAUGGUACAUGCUUACGACUUGGCUGAGCACAGGCCACGGUUCCUUAGACUGGUUCGCUACGCCGCCAUGACCGUUGUUCCCAAAAAACAGCGAGCCACGGUCGUGCGUCGAUACAUCGACGAGUAUAGUUGCAUGCCGCCACCUCUCUUCCUGAUCACCGUCAGUCUCGUCGAGGUCGCAGUUUUCAUCUACUAUUGCGUGACCCUUGGAGAGUUCACAGCCAUAGGCCCGGUGCCGAGGGACAGCCCACUCAUCUACAACCCCCGGCGACGAAAAGAAGCGUGGCGUUAUCUUACUUACAUGUUCAUACAUGUUGGCGGCUUCCACAUCUUCUUCAACCUUCUUGUUCAGCUCAUCCUCGGGAUUCCACUUGAAAUGGUCCACAAGUGGUGGAGGGUCAUGCUUAUCUACGGCGGGGGAGUUGUGGCCGGAUCACUUGGGUCGUCACUGUCAGAUCCGUACGUUUUUCUUGCUGGUGCUUCUGGCGGCGUGUACGCUCUCAUUGCUGCUCAUCUGGCCACGCUUAUUCUGAACUUCAAGGAGAUGGACUUCGCUUGGGUUCGCGUUGUGUUCCUGACGAUAUUUGGCAGCACGGAUGUCGGUGUGGCCAUGUACACACGCUACAUGGAGGAAGACGAGGAGAAUCGCGUGAGCUACGCCGCUCACCUGGCAGGCGCCACAGCGGGCCUCCUGCUCGGCGUUCCCAUGUUGCGCAACCUAGUCGUGCAUCGCUGGGAGGUGAUCACGGGGCGGGUCUUCUUUGUAGUGUUUGUCUUGCUCAUUCUCGCUGCCGUCCUGGUGAACGCACUUUACCAGGAAUACUUUCCAAAGUCAGAGAUGUGAAAGAAUGGGGCCAGAGCAGUAUCGUGAGGGAAAGUGCGUGGGCAGCUCUCGCCCCUCGUGGGAGAUUUUCACCUCUCGUGCUUUAAGGAACGGCCAACUACAAGUUUAUGGGGAACGAAAAUGUUUCCAUGAACGAGAAUACAACUGUGCGCAGUUGGAAAAGUAAGGUCCAGUCGAUUCACCCGCACCACCUGAACCAGUUCACACGGUGUUGCACCUUGCCACUCGCUUCUGCAGUACAGCGCUGGUACAGCACACAGUGGUACAGCACUGUA
Rhipicephalus sanguineus (brown dog tick) is the source of this 1792-nucleotide messenger RNA. Its product is annotated as rhomboid-related protein 2. The transcript has 8 exons. Gene Ontology annotation, molecular function: serine-type endopeptidase activity; calcium ion binding. Bases 408 to 1517 code for a protein of 369 amino acids. Gene Ontology annotation, cellular component: membrane. NCBI's taxonomy places the organism in Eukaryota, Metazoa, Arthropoda, Arachnida, Ixodida, Ixodidae. The record is from RefSeq and is a predicted model, not a curated record.